GCGACGGCCAACCGCAACCUUCUCUUCCAUUCCAGUCUCUCUCUCUCUCUCUCUCUCUCUCUCUCUCUCUCUCUCUCUCUCUCUCUCUCUCUCUCAUUGUUUGAUACAGAGUGAUCACAGAUUAUAGAACAAAGGAGAUAGAUGAGCAAUCGAGGAAGGGAAGCACCAUCAUCAACCACCCUUGAGUGUUGCAUGUGUGGGGAUUAUGGCUUACCAGAGGAGCUCUUUCGAUGCAAGAUUUGCCUCUUCAGAUUCCAGCACAGAUACUGUAGCAAUCUCUACCCAAAAGCAGAGUCCUAUAGAGUCUGCAAUUGGUGUUUAAAAAGAAAGGGAAGGAAGAUCAUUGAUGGAGGAGCACACAAUUCCUCUUCUUCUCUCUCUUCUGCAAAUAAUAAUAGUGAGAGAAGGGAAGAAGAUGGAAGCAAGAACAACAGGAAGAAUAAUAGAAGGGAUGAUCAUGUGCUUGUGGGUGUGAAAGCCCAGAGGGGAAAUCUUCAAUUGCAUCUACAGAGUCCAAUGAAGAAACAGAGAUCGCCGGAUCGAUCAUCGCUGGCUCGGAAGAGAAUUAACCCAAGUGGGUGUUUGGAGAAGACGCUUAGAAGAACCAAAUCGGAGGAGAUCCAAAAGAGUGGGAUCAUCAAACAGGUUUUCAGAGGUAAGGUUCGAAGGUAUAAGCUUUUGGAAGAAGUUUCCAGUUAAUGUAUCCCAAUUUGAUCAGAAAUCACUUCUUCUUCUUAGAUGUAAUUAAAUUGAAAGAUCAGAGUGAGAUUAGAGAGAGGACUAAUGGGUUUGAGAGGAGGCUUCUGGACUGGACAAUGAUCAUCCUCAACUUUUGGAUCCAAAUUCACAAAAACCCUUUUUGAGUUUUGAGAAUUUAACUUGAAAUUUUGCUUUGGAGUGGACAA
Macadamia integrifolia is the source of this 905-nucleotide messenger RNA. RefSeq lists its product as uncharacterized. The record is from RefSeq and is a predicted model, not a curated record. The transcript has 2 exons. Lineage: Eukaryota; Viridiplantae; Streptophyta; Magnoliopsida; Proteales; Proteaceae. Bases 142 to 699 code for a protein of 185 amino acids.